This is a messenger RNA of Ceratina calcarata, 4855 nucleotides long. It is a transcript of the gene Pkn, whose product is annotated as serine/threonine-protein kinase N. The coding region runs from base 399 to 3644 and encodes 1081 amino acids. Gene Ontology annotation, biological process: protein phosphorylation; signal transduction. The transcript is spliced from 18 exons. Gene Ontology annotation, molecular function: ATP binding; protein serine/threonine kinase activity; small GTPase binding. The record is from RefSeq and is a predicted model, not a curated record. Lineage: Eukaryota; Metazoa; Arthropoda; Insecta; Hymenoptera; Apidae.
UACGUCCCUGUGUGCGUAUGAAUUUCACGGAAAUUGAACUGUGUAGGAAAAGUAGCGUGGCGGGAAAGUGACACGUUCGCGAAGAUUGCAAGAUCGUCGCGAAGGAAAAUAACGUUUCGUAAAAUCGUAGUUUUCCGCAACAGGUGGUUGUAGAGCGUGGCUUACAAUUAAGUACAGACCGGAUGCGAUACCACCGAAGAUUUAUCGCUUUGGAUCGAUAUUUAUCCGUUUCGUUGUGCCAAUUACGUGGGACGAGCAUUUACAAAUACGAAUUAUAUUUCUCGAGGAAUAGCGAAACAUUAAUAAUACGCGAUCUCUGUGAACACCGGUGAAAUACAUUUAUCGUCAGUUGCGUAAUGUUAUUUGUAAUGUUCGGUGUUCAAUAGGAAAGUUGAACAAUGUCGUUUAUUUCGGUGAGCAACGAGGGAAAGAAGUCGUACGUGUGCCGGUGUUUGCCAGUAACAAAGGCUUGCAAAACCAAAUAUUUUUGGAGCUGCAUUACUCCCUUCUUGGGCGAUUACAUCAGGCAUCCGGUGUACGAACUGUCGAACAAGUAUGGAGUGGCUAGCAGUGACCAGGUGCCCCUGCCGGCUCGUCUCGACGAGCUCCGGGAGCACAUACGUCGAGAAAUACGCAAGGAGUUGAAGAUAAAAGCUGGCGCCGAGAAGCUGAGGGAAGUGGCGACCGAUCGUAAAGCGCUGUCCGACGUGGCGACGAUCGUGAAGAAGUCGAAUAGUAAAUUGAACGAGCUACAGGCUGAGCUUCAGCAGCUGGAGAGUCAAAUUAUAUUGACGCAGGGCCAGCCGCAGUCGCCGCAGCAAAAUCACUCGAACGGUCAAGACACGCCUCUGUCACCAAUGGGGCCGUCGUCGCCGAGUCAGGAGGGUCUAUUCACGGAUCUUCGUCUUUUGUCCUUGGAGAAGCAGCUCAAUAUUGAACUCAAGGUGAAGCAGGGAGCGGAGAACAUGAUACAGAGUUUGACGAGUGGCAGGGAUAAGAAAUUACUGCAGGAGGCUCAACAGAUGCUCGACGAUUCUCGCGCCAAAAUCGAGUUCCUACGCAUGCGAAUAAUGAAGGUGCGACAAGCUCGUCAGCAACAGCACGCGCGCGGAGAUGCGCCACCGCCAAAUGGAGAGGCGACUAGCAAUAAAGAUAGGUACGAGCCCAGUUUGGAGCUGGCGUUAGAAGAAAGAGUGGAGGAGCUACGGCACCGUUUACGAAUCGAAGCUGCAGUCGUGGAAGGGGCUAAGAACGUGAUACGUCUUCUACAAAGUGCCAAAGUCGCCGAUAAGAAGGCGUUAACGGAGGCCCAAGCAAGUCUCGCAGAAUCAAGUAGAAAAUUGGACCUGCUGAGAUUAUCCCUUGAACUUAGAAGGCAGGAAUUACCACCUGACAGCGGGACCGCUGCGCAAUUGAAGAGAGAAUUAGCUAGCGUACAAUCAGCCAGCCCAGUCCCUGUAACGUACACGUCUUUGCAACCAUUUCGCGGUCCUCUGGAGGGCAAAGCUACGGUGCCUGCUUCGGUUUCAAGAUGUGCUGCUGUCACUGGACAAUUAGAGGUAAGAUUAAUGGGAUGUCAAGACUUAGCGGAGGAAGUGCCCGGACGUACAAGAAGAGAGCAUCCUGCUAGUCCGGAUCUACGUAGUUUCGUUAAAGGUGUCACGGGACGUAGUUCGAGCAAAUCGUACAGUGUUAAAGAUGAAACGAGUAAUGAUAUUAUGGCGGUUAUUAAAUUGGAUAACCAAACAGUUGGGCAAACGAGUUGGCGUCCAUGUUCUCAGCAGGCUUGGGAUCAAAGGUUUUCCAUCGAACUAGAUAAAUCGAGAGAACUUGAAAUAGGCAUUUAUUGGAAAGAUUGGAGGUCACUUUGUGCUAUAAAGUUUUUACGUUUAGAAGAGUUCAUCGACGAUGUGAGACACGGGAUGGCUCUGCAAUUAGAGCCGCAAGGUCUUCUCUUCGCUGAAAUUAAAUUCUUGAACCCUAUGAUUUCGAGGAAACCUAAGUUGCAACGGCAACGUAAGAUCUUCAAACAACAAGUGAAAAACUUCCCGCGAGCUAAUCAAAUGAACAUUAACGUUGCAACAUGGGGCAGGCUUCUGAAGCGAUCAGCUCCUUCGUUACAUAAUACAAGAAACUCCGAAAGUCCGCCGUCAGGACCGCAACCUCUGCAACUAGUUUUCGACACGUCGUUAGAAGACAAACCAGAAACCCCUGGAGAAUUGCCUGAUCCUGAGAAGGGUGGCUUAGGCGGAGCUAGGCCCUUAGGAUUAUCAACUUCGAGUAAUAGUCCGACACUGCCACGACCUCCAGAACACCCUCCGCCUCCUCCACCUACGGUUACAAAGAAACCCUCGAUGCCUGCACCACCGCCGCCGCCGAAAUUAGACCAAGAGUUACAGAGUGCAUUAAGGGAAUUUGACUUCCUGCACAACGAGGAAAAGGGAGGUCCUCACGGGGCAAUUUUGAGGCCUCUCGUAACAGAGCCUCGUCCCGUGCUGAUUGCACCACCCUCUCCACGCACACCCUCGCCCCAACCCGUCGUCGAGUUUCCUGAAGAUGAGGUUGUAUACGAAAUGCCGAGCAAGCCUUCUCAAUACAGAGACAGUGCUUACGAGUCAAGGAGACACUCGCAACUUACGGGAAUGACUAUAGAGAACUUUAGGCUACUUUCGGUUCUUGGUCGUGGCCACUUUGGAAAAGUAAUCCUAUCGCAGUACAGAAAUACAGGGGAAUACUUUGCGAUUAAAGCACUGAAGAAGGGUGACAUAAUAGCCAGAGACGAAGUAGAGUCGUUGCUCUCGGAAAAGAGAAUAUUCGAAGUGGCGAAUGCGACUCGUCAUCCUUUCCUUGUAAAUUUGUUCGCUUGCUUUCAAACUGAGGCACAUGUGUGUUUCGUAAUGGAAUAUGCAGCGGGAGGAGAUCUCAUGAUGCACAUACACGCGGAAGUGUUCAGAGAGCCGCGGGCUGUAUUUUACUCGGCGUGUGUCGUGUUAGGUUUGCAAUAUUUGCACGAAAGUCGAAUUAUAUAUAGAGAUUUAAAAUUAGACAAUUUAUUACUGGAUACGGAAGGGUACGUAAAGAUUGCGGAUUUUGGUUUAUGCAAAGAGGGAAUGGGAUACGGCGAGAGGACAGGGACAUUCUGUGGCACUCCGGAAUUCUUGGCCCCCGAAGUUCUUACUGACACCUCGUAUACACGAGCUGUUGACUGGUGGGGUCUCGGCGUGUUAAUAUUUGAAAUGCUUGUUGGCGAGUCACCAUUCCCUGGUGACGAUGAGGAGGAGGUAUUCGAUUCUAUCGUGAAUGAGGAAGUUCAUUAUCCACGAUCGCUUUCACUAGAAGCGGUAGCAAUAAUGCGAAGGUUACUAAGGAAAAAUCCUGAUAGACGAUUGGGCAGUAGCGAGAAAGAUGCUGAAGAUGUUAAAAAGCAAGCGUUCUUCAGACAAAUAUCUUGGGACGAUUUACUCUUGAGACGUGUUAAGCCACCAUUUGUUCCCGUAAUUCGUUCUGUGGAGGAUGUUAGUAAUUUUGAUGAAGAGUUCACAUCAGAGAAACCCCAAUUAACUCCACCUAAAGAUCCUAGACCACUUACUGAUUUAGAACAAGAUCUAUUUACCGAUUUUACGUACAUGGCUGAUUGGUGCUAGCCAUAGUAACAGUGUCGAUCGUCUUUUUUGUUAAAUUUGAUAUAAUGAUCAUUUAGCGUUUUAUUAUUUUUUAAACGUCAUCUUAGGGGCAAUUAAUAACACCGAUAAUUAUACAUUUGUUCGAUUAUCAGGAUAGUAUGUUCCAUAUUUCCUAACGUUACGUCACUGUACAGAUGUUUUAUUUUUAAUACCGUCAUAUAAUUCGGCAUAUAGAAUUAAAAGAGGAAUGUUCAAUAUACGAAUCUCAGGUUUUUAAUUAAUAUGUGUGAAUGUAAAACGUUUAACUCGUAGUUUAUAUACAUUCAGAUUUGCAUUCAUCACAACUAUAUACAACGUAGUGAAUAAUCAAAGCCUUUUUUAAAUAGUCGAACGUAAUGUUCAGGUUUUUAAUCAACCGAAAGACCAGAAGGGAAACAUAAAUUGUACAAUUGUACUUUUGUAUCAUGUUCAUAUUUUGAUACAAGGCUGCCGUUUGUAAUCAGGAUUUAUAAAUAUUUAUACGGUUCAAUUGAAAAUGAUCAGAACUCGUCGCGAUUCUAAAUAUUGACCAAAUGAUAUAUCCGUUCGAAGUAUUAUUUCGCAACUUUCACUUUGCACGUACGUUUCUACGUAUAAUAAUCAUACUCCAGUUACUCAACAAUCAUAUAUCCUCGUAACGUAAAUAAUGUUUCACUGUAUAAACAUUAUAUAUUAUAAUUCAUAAAGUGCAGAAAAUAAAUCAAAACGUAGUUAUAUUUGCUCAUGCUCAUGUGAUAGAGAAUUGAAUGGAGAAAUGGCACUAUGUACGACAGUGUUGAUCAAUAUAAUCACAAUUAACACUGGACGCUUUAAUUAUAUUAGUCACGUGUACCUAAUCACUAAUACCGAACGGAAACUAAGACCAGUUAUUAACGAUUGACUCGUACCGAUGCGAAGUAUUAUUGACCGCAUCAGCGUUUACUUUUCAAAAAAGAAUUCCACAAGUUUGAUUCCUAUGAUGUUCUUAUACAUUUUACAGUAUCGCUUUAGUUACAUAUUUUCAUGGGUCCAGUGUGUGAUAGAAUACUUACGGUGUUCUAGUGCUAUACAUUGUAAAUAUGUAACCAAAUAUUGAGAAGUAACAAUGCGUAAGACUUGUAAGUACAAUAGCAUUAACUUAAUAUGUUACGUGGGUAACAGCCUAAGAUUUCAUUAGCAUGUUCUAUAAUAAACAUCACUUCAUAGCCUCCUCA